ACACAAAUAUGAGCAUGACUGAUUUGAAAUGAAAUUAUUAUGUUUUCCAUUGAAUUGAGCAUGCCUACUUGAAGUUUAUUUAAUUGCCCUGAUGAUCUGGAAAUGAUGUGUAAAGUAUGGUUUUUUUGUUAACUUCUACCUGUUUUGUCUCCGAUGUGGUCAUGUUAUUAGUGACCCUGCUAGUGAGGGUUUAUAAAUGCUAGCACAUGUCGACAUAUUAUUGAUAGAACCGGUUUGUUCGAGUGACCCUGUUAGUGGGGGUUAUACACCAGCAAAUAGUGUGCCUGUCAAUGGGUGGUUUAUAACACUGGCCAUGACUUAUAGAGUAGACGUCUAUUUCAUUCCUAUAUUGUAUCUGUUUUUUGUGAUUACACUUGUUAGCAUGCUAUAAGUUUAAUAGGGAGCACUCCAUAUUUUACUUACUAAGUUUAUCUCAUAGUUUUCCUUGU
Messenger RNA from Rubroshorea leprosula, 449 nucleotides. The record is from the annotation of a GenBank genome assembly. NCBI's taxonomy places the organism in Eukaryota, Viridiplantae, Streptophyta, Magnoliopsida, Malvales, Dipterocarpaceae.